UCCAACAGGAAAAACAAAUCCUUUUAAGGCUUCAGAAUGUAAAUAACCAGUAUGUAAUGCCUUUUUUGUCAUGGUAUAUCACUAUAAUGACGUAUAACCUUUGGUACCGUGAAAUUGUAUAGACGCGAUUCUGGCUAAUCCGAACAAAAGUGUUGUGCUGUCAGUUUGCGCUGCUACACAGCCUACAGUACUCUCACUACACUGUACUGCAUGCUUAUUGUUAUUAUUUUGUCAACAGUGUUCAUGCUGCGUGUACUGUACAGUCAUUAUACAUAUCGAGAAGAACUGGGAUUUCUAAGCUUUACAAGUACUUGAUCACCGUUUACUGUCAGAUGGCUGCAGUUCAAUACCCACCCAACGCGGUCGCACAGGUAGUCAUGCAUCAGGCUGGCGGCCAUCCAGUCCAGGUUGGGGCCCACCAACCAGUUAAUAUCGUCGUGCAAAAGUCCAAUAAAUCAGAUGGAUACAAUGCUAGGAGUGGAAAAAUCACCGGUUGGAUACAGCUCAGCUGUGCCAUAGCCUCGUUCGUGAUUGGUAUUGUAGAGCCGCUUCUCGGCUCAGAAGUCAGCAUAGUCGGUACAGGCAUAUGGAGCGGACUGUUUUUUUUUCUUCCAACCGGGAUCCUUGGAAUAGUUUCCAAUAAGAAGAAUACAUGUGUGAUCGUGGCUUACAUGGUGAUGUCUAUCAUAUCUGCCAUUGUCGGUUUUGUUGUAUUUGCUAUGGGCAUCACAUCUGCAGCAGUGAGUGCCAGUAAUACCUGUAGCUUCAUCGGGCUUUGGGGUUGUGGAUACGCAGUCACGAACGCCAAGGUGUCAUUCGAUUCUUUCCUAGCGAUAACAGGACUUCUCGAGCUUGUUGUUGCGAUCGUUGCAGCUUGUUACUGCUGUGCUGGGGUUUGUUGCGGACGAAAGGACACACCAACAAACACAAUGGUCUACCACUAUCAGAACAAUGCCACGCCCAUGAUGGUGAUGGUCCCUGCACCUGGUCAGCAAGCUGGACAACCAAUGUUAUAUCACCAGCCCCCACCAGUCAAUCAACCCCUGGGAACUUAUCCCGCUCCAGUGGCCUACCCCCACAGUGGACCUCAACCAGGACCAGGACCUCAACCAAAUUACAACGUGGAAGCACAGGCCCCUCCCCUCUACAGCGAAGUAGGCCCUGACACUCAGACAGCACUGCCUGCCAAGAUGUAAAUGGAAGAUGAGGUUUCAGCAAAAUUUGAGGGCCUGGAUCGAGGUCACGACACGUUACGAGAAAUAAACGAAAUUCAUUGAUAAAAACUGAUAAAGCCUGAUAAACACUGCAAGGAAAUAUAUAAGCGGAUCAGAAUGGUAGAAGGAAGGCACAAUAAUUGGAAUUCCCUGAAAAUCUAAGAUUCCUUAAAAAGUAGAUGAUAAUUUACUUAUUUGUUGUUCAAAGAGAGGCGCGGUAAAUUCAUUGUUUAGUCUUUUCCACUACCUGCCGCCUACGUACGUUUGUUAACUCUCUUUCAAUCGCACAUUUGAGCAUGUUUGGAGUCUGGGCCUCAAUGGUAAACACUUAUUAUAGAUAUUUGUCAUUAUUUAAAAUGUAUAAUUCUUUCCAAAUACUAAAAUAGGAUAAACUUGUUAUUAAUUCUACCAUCAUAUGCUCUGAAAAUGAUGUCGGUAGACUGUAUUUAACACAAAGGGAUUUGGCUUUCAGAAGACAGUAUUUAGUCAAUAACUCGAAAUGGCUGUAAGAAAAAAAUCUCGAUAAAAGACAGCCCUUCUAUGGUUUACCAUUGACAUAUAAACCAGAGGCAAAAGUACCCCUUUCAAUAUAGGAAAAGUGUACUUUUUUAUUUCGAAAAGGUGCCCCUUUCAUUUUUAAAAUGUGCCCGUUUCACUUUGUCACGUGCGCAAAUUUGUAGACGUCUUGGCUGAAGAUACAGUGUACAGCUUUAGUUAACCCGCAGUCAUCUUCUAUAGCAUAAGUUGGUUCCCUAAUUCAAAUAAUGAAAUACCUAACCCCAACCGUAAAGAUUACCAACAAAUCUUCGAUCGUAAUCCAAGUCUCUUUGCCUAUAGCCUAGAGCAAAAUUCGCUGCAGAAAAUAUCCAAAUCACUUUAAAAGUCAUGAUUCGAAUGUGUGUACAUGUAUUAAGAAUUCAUAUAUUUUCUCAUUUUUAUAGAUAAACGUGAUAUAUUCUGUGUUUGUGAUGACUUGGUUUGUUUAUGCUUAAAUGAGGUCAAAGGGUAAUUCUAGACAAGGUGAAGUUAAUUUUAGGAUCGUUCCUUUAUCAAUAGCAUAGACAAUAUGUUGUAAUCAAUAUGCACUUGCAUUGUGUUUUUUGAAAGUCUUAAUGCUUAAAACUGUUUUAUUCUCUCUUUUUUUCUUUUCUUUCAUUUUCUAUUCAUCACAAAUAAAAUACAUUAUGAAGUGCGCUAACUAGAUGAAUUCUAUGGGAAAUGAGUUUUAAAGGAAUAAGCGAGUUCGUAAUUAGGAUUUGCGCAUGGGCAGAUAAGGGUCAUUCGUACCCAAAUUGUAAAACCAUUGAGACGAAUACUCGGAUCGUGCUCAUGACAGUUAUGUAAUCAGUAUUCAUGUAUGCACCACCAGUACAUUUAUCUAAUACACAGGUGGAAGUAUUCUUCGCAAGAGGCAAACAAAAGGUUUUCAUGAAGCACCUCCAUCACUUCGGCAGUGAUUAUUCUAAAAUGCACACGUGGAAAGUAUCCAUUGUGUCUAAGAUCUCUGGAUAUUUCGGGGUCAAGCGGUCCAGAGCUAUUUACGAACUCGCUCAUUGGUUCCUGAAUAAAAGGAAAUCCUGCUUAGCGUUUACCGUAAUACAAUGCCAAAGUUAUAUAAUAUAUGUAUACAUGUAUUUAAAUAUAUUAUGUCUUUCUGUAUAAAGUAUAUACAUUUACUAUAUGCAAAUGUAGUAGGAGAAUAAAUAAACUUUUAAGAGGUAAAGAGUGAUGGGAAAAACGAAGUGAAUUGAUUCUUUAUUUAUUGGCAGGCCCUACAUUUAGGCCUACUACAGAAUUAACCUUACCUUUUUUUUUUUUUUUUUUUUUUUUUUUUGGGGGGGGGGGGGGUAUUGUUUGUAUUAAGUUUUAUGAGGAACGGUGUUAUGAUAGCUACUCUGGCUACUACAUGUAUAAUGUCUUUUAUGUUUGUGAGAGUAUGUAAAAAAAUGACGAAUUUGAAUUAGGGCAAGAUUGGUCUGCACAUAGUCGAGUUACAAGCUGCAUUUGCGCAAGCACGGAGUAUUAAUUUAGUGUAUUUCGGGGAAUGAAAAUAAAUAUACCUUUCACUAACAUAAA
Molecule: messenger RNA, 3290 nt
Organism: Strongylocentrotus purpuratus (purple sea urchin)
Lineage: Eukaryota; Metazoa; Echinodermata; Echinoidea; Camarodonta; Strongylocentrotidae
Exons: 7
Coding region: 333-1196 (287 amino acids)
Source: RefSeq, a predicted model, not a curated record